Molecule: messenger RNA, 2151 nt
Organism: Pectinophora gossypiella (pink bollworm)
Lineage: Eukaryota; Metazoa; Arthropoda; Insecta; Lepidoptera; Gelechiidae
Gene: HLH3B
Exons: 4
Coding region: 157-936 (259 amino acids)
Biological process (GO): regulation of transcription by RNA polymerase II
Molecular function (GO): RNA polymerase II cis-regulatory region sequence-specific DNA binding; DNA-binding transcription factor activity, RNA polymerase II-specific; protein dimerization activity
Source: RefSeq, a predicted model, not a curated record
UACUGUGAACAUCAAUCAACAAUGCUUUAUCGUGAAAAAUAAUUGUCGUAAAUGUACAUUCUUGUUUGUUAAUCUUGGUAUUGUGUCUCUACGUGAUAUCCAACUAGAGUAUAUUUGUGGUAUUUUUGUGGGUAAAUUGUGUGUUAAAAGUACUUUAUGCCAACUAUAACAGAUAUAACAAGAGAAAACGUGUAUCCACCAGCGAUGGCGUCUGAUGACUCGACGGAUGAGGAACAGGAUAGUGAGAUGCUCAGCGACGACCUGUGUCUACCUGACAGCGAUGAUGACACCAGACAGGCUCGGAGCGUUCAGAACCUGACAGAAGACCUCCCGCCUCUUACUUCCUGCCUGCUCCGACCUCCUCGGAAGCUGUUCACCAACUGCCGUGAGCGCUGGCGACAGCAGAAUGUGAGCGGAGCCUUCGCCGAGCUAAGGCGACUCGUGCCCACACACCCGCCCGACAAGAAGUUGUCCAAGAAUGAGAUCCUACGACAGGCUAUCAGAUACAUCGGUCUACUUUGCGAGGUUCUGGAAUGGCAGAAGACUCACGGGCUGUCCACCAACAAGGAGAACGCCAACCUCGCUAUCAAGUGCGAAUCGCCUCUAAGUCCACAGAGCAGACGACUUCGCCUCAAAAGACAAUAUUACCCAGAAGACGACCACCCCAGAACCAAAGUCUUCAUAGACAAUGAUUAUCAGAAAUACGGCAACGAAGAAAAUGAGGACUUCAAGAAAUACCAGCAGAGAUGCAAGGAUUUCUUCUUUGGGAAGGAUCAUUUGAGGGUGUUGAGGAAUCAGUACUAUUUGCAGCCAAGAUGGAGAAGUGUGCCAUUCAGGAGUUUGGCGGACAGGAAUGGAAAUAACUUGCUGAUGAUAGCACCAGCUCAGAAGAAGGAAGAGGAGAAGGAUAAGUGUGGAAAAGAUGGUGAUAAGUGAAGGGACCUAUUCUCCCUUAGUUAGAAGGUACUUUUAUUUCGAGAAGAUGCAUCACCGUUCUAUCUUGGCAUGGUUUGUUGUAGAUUUCACUCAGAUGCCAUUCAGGUGUCACUAAGGCGGAAUCCAACAUAACAUAAAUGUGACUAUAUCCCAAUUGGGGUAGUCAGAGGUACAUCUAUCGCAAGAUGAACUAAGCACCCAAACCUCACCGUGUUUUCUAUAGGACAAACGUGAUAGUUGGUGAGCUGUGUCGCCGUCUAUAAUGGUUAAGCCAACUAUGUUAGUGAAAGCUGCACUUAAGAUACAUUAAUAACUCAUUGGUGCAAGUCCGGUACCAGGGUUCGGAUCGGCGGAAACUGUACAGAAGAAAAUCCCGUUGAGAAGUCGCAUUUAUCAAGAUCGAAACAAUUUGAGAUAAAUGAAUCAUCAAGAAUGUAUUUGGGUGAAUAUCAAAAUUUCAAGUUUGGAGGCGACAUUUUUUCGUGAAAAAUUUCCGACAUGAAAAAGAUCCAAAAGGAUCCUGGGUUCCACCUAAUUUUUCACGAAAAAAAUAUAUGAAAGUUCGCCACCAAACUUGGCACAUUUUGAUAUUCACCCAUUUGUUAAGUCUAUAAGUAUAGGUUUUUAAAAUGUUAAAUGUUUAUAAUAAUAAUUAUUACUUAACUUUUCGGAACGCAGAUCUCAACCAGACACAAUGUACUUAGGGUGGUAUUAAUAAACUAAUCUUAGCUGAGACUGCUCUCAAGAUCAUGCUCAAGUCCCUGUUUUUAUAUAAGACAUUGACAUGAUCUUGAGGUCAGUAUGAAACGUUAUAACCUUUGCUGAAUCUAAUUAACUUCUCAUCUCCCGUGAUACCAGGCGCAAUAGACUUUAAGGGUGGUAUUAAUAAACUAAUCUCAGCUUGAAAACUGACCUUAAGAUCAUGUCAAUGUGACAGUUCCCAUAUAAAACAGAGACUUGAGCAUGAUGUUGAGAGCAGUCUCAACUGAGAUUAGUUUAUUAAUACCACCCUUAAAGUCUAUUGCGCCUAGUAUCACGGCAGAUGAGAAGUUAAUUAGAUUCAGCAAAAGUUAUAACGUUUCAUACACUUACCUUUUCUUUCAAGAAUAAAAUGAAAAUAAUACGAUGCUCAAACUAAAUGAGUUAUUCUGAGGCACUUUUGUUAUUAGUAAUACGUAAUUAUAAUUACCUAUUUAUUGUAUUUGACAAAAAUAU